CCCGUAUCGUUAACGUGGGUUUUUACAUUUUAGUUUUUUGCCGCUUCCAUGACUUCUUACCCGGUUUUUAGGGUUUCGGGUUUUUGUUCAACGACAAUGGAAAUCACUGCCUGCUCGGCGAAGGCGAAGAAGAAGAAUCACAGACCGGAGGCGCAGUUCAGGCACGCCCUCGACACUUGCUCGAAGAAUAACGAUCUCCUAGGUGCCCUCUCCCUCUACCAGUCUGCCGACUCGAAGAACAUCCAUCUAUCCUCCUACCACUUCAAUUCCCUUCUUCACAUUCUCUCCACCUCCCUCGAGACCCUAGAAGAGAAGGUGCAUACCAAAGAUUCCGCGAUAGAGACUUCCUUCCGCAUAUUCGACCGCAUGGUGGCUGCCGGCGCUGUCCCGACAGAGGCUACCAUAACAACGAUGGCAAGGAUCGCCGCCCGUCUACCGGAUAGUGGGGGAGACAUGGCUUUUGAUCUCGUGAAGAACAUGGGGGAUAAGUAUGGCGCAACGCCAAAACUGAGAACCUACGGCCCCGCGCUAUUUACCUUCUGCAGAAACAGGGAAGCUGAGAAGGCUUAUUACGUCGAGGAACACAUGAUAUCGAAAGGAGUUUCUCCCGAAGAAGCGGAGAUUGCUGCGCUUUUGGAGGUUAGCGCGAAGGUUGGGAGAGGGGAGAGGGUCUAUGGCUAUCUGCAGAAACUGAGAACUUGUGCGGGUGGGAUAGCUUCAUUGACAGCGGAUGUGUUGGAGAAGUGGUUUAUCAGUGGGCAGGCUAUGGAAGUUGGGAGCUUGAAUUGGGAUGUGGAUCGAGUGAGGGAUGCACUUUUAGUCAAUGGAGGAGGUUUUCAUGGUUUAGGUUGGUUGGGGAAAGGUAGAUGGGAACUUGCCAGAGGUGUUGUUAGUGUAGAAGGGGAUUGCUCUUGUUGUGGGCUUAGGUUGGCUUGUGUAGAUAUUGAUCAAAGUGAGACCGAGAAGUUUGCAGAUUCCGUGGCUAGCUUGGCCAUUGAGAGGGAGACCAGAGCCAAUUUUGGAAAAUUUCAGGAAUGGCUAGAUAAUCAUGCGUCCUAUGAAGCUGUAAUUGAUGGUGCAAAUGUUGCACUUUAUCAACAGAACUUUAAAGAUGGUGGAUUUAGUUUAUCCCAGCUAAAUGUCGUUGUUGGAGAAUUACAAAAAAGGUGCCAGGGUAAAUGGCCUUUAAUUAUUAUUCACAACAAGCGCUAUCGAGGGCUCAUGGAAAACCCUGCUAACAGACAGCUGCUUGAAUCAUGGAGUGCAGCUGGCGCGUUAUAUACAACACCGAAUGGGUCAAAUGAUGAUUGGUAUUGGCUUUAUGCAGCAGUUAAGCUCAAGUGUUUGCUUGUGACUAAUGAUGAAAUGAGAGAUCACAUAUUUGAGCUCCUAGGUAGAAACUUUUUUCCUAAGUGGAAAGAAAGGCAUCAGGUCAAGUACAAUUUCGUUAAAGGCCAUUUGGUGCUUAAAAUGCCACCUCCAUAUUCUAUAGUCAUCCAGGAAUCGGAGAGUGGAUCAUGGCAUGUUCCAUUAGAUGACAACAGCCAAAACGAGAGUUCAAGGGUUUGGCUGUGCAUAACUAGACCAGCGUCAAGCAACAUUCUAGAGGUAAGAUACCCCUAUACUAACCAUAUUGAUUCAGUUGAAAUUCACAAUACAGAGAAUUUGUUCGUUAUGAAUUGCACAACAUUAACCACUUCACGUAAAAGGAAAGAGAGAUCUCCAUAAACUUCAGAUGCCCACUUAAUCUUUGCGAAGCUUGUAUUAACAACAAGCACAUUGGGUAUCUCUACUUUAUUUUUGUAACUGGCCGAAGCAUGUACCAUGGGUUUGCUUGUAUGAGUUUCCUUUUUUAUCAUAACACAAUUUUUAUUUAGAAAUUUGUUGUGUAAUUUUUUUUUUUUGUUACUAAAAAAUGAAGUUUUCAGUACCUUUGGCAGUAUGAAUUUUGAAGUUUGAGGUACAUUAUUAGCUUAUGAAAUUUGCCGUCAGUCCCUGGAAAUUGGAAUGAAGAGAGUAAGGGUUAUUUUUUUUCCUGAUUAGGAUUUAUGCAUUUUUGCUCAUUGUUAUGCAAUGUUUGGAAAGUAUUAAGUUCGUCUCUCUACUUUAGAGUGAAAAGAAUGAAGUGGAAUACAUGAAAUGUUAGAACUGGACAGCUAAUUUACCACCAGCGUCUUAAAAAAAAUGAAGUUAGAGAAUCACUUUUAUCACUAAAAGAAGUGACUUUUUGUUUGAAAACAAGAACAAAUGUUAAACAUAUUUAUGAUUUUCUUGAGCGUGCAAUUUAGCAAACGCAGCACCCAUUUCUAUACAUAUAUAUAUAUAUAUAUUGCAACAAUUCCAACUUUUGCAACUCAACUACCAAUAUGUUAUUAUCUUUGAGUAAUCCUAAAAGAAAUUCAUGCUAGGUUUUUUUAAUCGCUCCUAACAGUUGGUGUAGAGGUUUCAUUCUUUUACUUAACAUGAGACGUAAGAAAAACUUAUAUUAAUUUAUUUAGGGAGUUAAGCAUUACUGUUUAUCUUUGCCACCAAAUUUCAAUAGUGUGUUACUAUUUUAGCUCUCCACUUCAAACGCAAAUCAAUGUAAAUAUUGUGCCAGUGCAAUGAUAUAAUUUUGCAACUUAUUCUAUUUUUUUGGGUUGGUGAGCUAUAAAUCUCAAAGUGUUGUGGCUCAAACUCGUGAUCUUGAAGGUGCAGUCAUCUCCAUUAACCAAUAAGUCAUGGAUCCUUUCAAUCCAUUCUUUUGCUUACAAAUACAACAAUAAAAAAGGUACCAUGCUACUAUAAGCAAUAUUUUUGUCAAUGAGAAAACAUGCUUUAAAAUAUGAAAGAAAGGAUAAAAUGGAAUUCGCGUGAGAGAUUUAUAACUACUAUGAGAAGAGCUGCGUGUAAUUCUUUAUUAAAGGAGAUAGAAGACGGUGCUUAUUGCUCUAUAAGUAUAGUUGUUUUUUUAUUUGUUUUUUUUAAAUGAUUGAUAAAUUACGAAAUAUAUGUUUUGAAUUUGUGAGAAUAUACAAUCAUCUUAUUUAACCAGUGAGCCACCAGUCCUUUCACCAUACAAUUGUUGCUAUCUCUAAAAUGUGCUCACCUAGGAAGCUAAAUUGAAAUAUUAAUUGAAGGUUGAAGUAGGUCUAAUGCCAUUAGAUAUUUCCUCUUAAAUAGCUGAGUUAAAGUGAUUUUUAAAUCAUGAUUUAUUAAAUGUAAUAUACAUGAAGUUCGACUUUGAUAUGUAACUAAUGAAUUUACAAUGUUUUUGUGCAUUUAAGGAUAUUUAAAAUUAGUGCUUGAGAUUUUAUUGUGAGGAUUUGUAAUAGUUGAGAUUCAUCCCGAGUGAUUUUAUAUUUCCAAGAGCUCUCUUGAGAUAUUGUAUAAAUUGAAAUGUUUCAACCAUGAAUAUUCAAAUAGUUAUUUUAUUUCGCUGUCUAAGUAUGAGAUGCCUUAUGAUACUUUGGGAAAUAUUUAGAUUUAUGUAUUUUUUCUCAUUAAAAAAGAAAAAUCUAUAGAUAGGAUAGGAUUUUGACAUGUGUACCAUACAAUUCUUGAACUUCCCCUCUUCUCCUCUUAUUCAAGUAAAUCAUUCCUUUGCCUUUCUUCUUGAACAUGAAGCACCCAAGAAACCUCAACAGGCUAAAUCCUUAAGUUGAGGUUACGGAGCAAUCACAUAGUAACCUCUCCAAUCUGAUUCACCCACUAGAGCUAAGACACACUAAUAGUUUUGUGAGAGCCCUCAUGAGACUAACUGAAAUUGAUGAGUAUGUAGUUUAUGGAAAAUUUUCCUUCGCUUGUGCGAUCCAUUGACAAGAGCUGUUAAUGCUAAUUUCAUGGGCUACCCAAAAGAAAAGAAGACAAACAAACAUCCUCCACUCAUCGGUUGUGAGUGAACUCUCGGUCCUUUUGACGGUAACAAUGACAAUCUAUUUGAUCAACGUUACGCCCUGACUAUUGAUCAUGUUAGCGAGAGGCCAAUCUCCAAGACAAUCCGACUUACUAGAUUCAUUUCAAUCAAAUUGAGCUCAACUCCACAAAACACUUUGAUAAGAUCCAUUUAGAUUGAAAACAUUUUUGCAAUGUCUGACCAGAUCCCUUCCAACACAACUAGAGGUGUGCAUUUUAUUACGGAUUUGUUAUAUCAAUUGAAUUUAACUAAAUCAUAGGUAAAAUAGAUCUAACUGACACAAUCAUAGGUAAAACUAAACAAAACUAAACUGUAUUAUGACCCAAAUUGUGUCUUUUUUUUUUUUACUUCUAGAUUUUCUUUCAAUUGAUUUUAUGAAAUUAUUGAUACUUCAUACCCUAGCGAAAAUUCAUGAAUUUUCAAAGCAUCAUGUCCAUAAUUUUGUAAUGCUCCAAAACUUCUUUCUUCCCAUGAUUUUUCUAUAGAAAAUUAUUGGUGUAGACCGUUAGUAAAUUUCUCUACUAUGCAGUUGCAGGAAAGAAAGAUGAGAAUAUUAGAACAGUUUAGUUUUUACGCCAAAAAUUGCUUCUAUGAUAGAAGAAUUCGAAUUAUUUUCAUUUAUGUAUUUAGUUUUUAUGUCAUGAUUCUUGCUAGUCUAUUUGAGAAGUUGCUUCUGCAAUGAUAACCUAAGGAGGCAUCAUUGAGAUGUAGAAAAAAUAGAGUUUUGAUGCAGAAAAUAUUAUCUUAUUAAAUUGUUGCCAUGAGUUGCUUUAUUGUAGAAAUUCAAACUUUCUCCAUUGUUUAGGAUAUUUAUGUCAUCAUCAUCAUUUCAUAUUGAUGCAUUGUCAAAAAAUGAGUUUUACUUACCAAUAAAAUCCUUGUUUUUUGGCAAUAUUCUGAUCUUGUCUCUGUCAUCCUUUUCUUAGUAGAAUAGUAGGUGCCCCCAAAAAAAGAGUCUAUUUAUAACUUUAGUUAAGAAUAUGACUUUCAAGAUUUCAAAGAAAGCUAUUAGAGAUUUAAAAUCUAUCCUGGGCGGCUGUAAAGUAGUUUUAUAAUUUUUAUGAGAAAAUUUUCUUAUAGCUGUUUUGUAUAGCUGUUUUGUAAGUACAAUAUAUAUAUUUAUUUAUUUUGGGAAAAUUUUUUGGCGACAUCUUUACAACUACGACAUUCUAGUAGAUUAUAUUAUACGAAGUUGCUUCUCUUCGUAAAAACUUCAAAAAAAAAAAAACAGAAGAAUUGCAGCCAAAAUGGAAUUGUGGCAACAAUUUAUGUUUCUAUAGAAUUUAAUUGAUUGUGCAAGCCACCAGUUGGAUACCUCAUUAUGAACGAAAUUGUGUUUAAUCUGGGCCUUCCAUUUGCCUCCAGCAUGUGAGCUAAUCGUUACCUUCACUUCAUUAGCUCAGUUUUCCAUUUGGGAAUCGUUGUCUUCUUCAAUCCAUAUUAGGCUUCUGGGUUCUUAGUUUAUGAAAAUUGGGGAAAACCAUCAGAAUAUUAAAAUAUGAGAUACUAACUCUGUUUAAGAUCCAAAGCACAAAUACAAAUCUUGAUCUAAAGUAGCUUUAAAGUUUAUCAAAAAAUAAUUUAUAUAUGAAGGUCUAAAGGCAAAAGAAUUGUUUAACGGGAGAUGAAAGCAAGUGUAAACACAAGUGUUCACGUCUAGGAUUGCUUUACUUCUAUCUUAUCUUCUUUGAUUGGGAUGUCUGAAAGGCACUUAGACAUUUAGAUAAUUAAUGAUAUUGGUAACAGUGGUAAUUAACCUUGAUUAAUUUAUUCCAUAAAUGUUCAUAGACUGGCAGCUUCCUCCCUUUGAAUGACUUCUAACGCUUUGCAUUCUUAUUAUUUUAUGUUAUUAUUUGAUUGUGCAUGUGUGAGAGAGCUUCAUACACUGGACAAAUUAUUCUGUGCGGAAGCCGAACCCCGUCCAGAUACCUAAGCCCGCAGCUCGGUACCGCUCGGUGUCGUGGUACUGCGGAUCGGUACUGUUCGGUAUCGCGGCUCGGUAUCGCUGAGGUGACUCAUUUUGAUUGAUAUCCGAAUGUAGAUCUGCGUUCGACGUCCUGCGUUCCGCAUCCGCAGAGAAUAAUCUCUCCACACAUUAGGCUUGUUUAUUAUUAUGGGUUGUAAUGUUCUGUUAUGUAUAAAAUAUUAUAAAAUAUAUUAUGUGCAUAAUAAUAUACAGCAAAUAUGCAGAUGUGUAUA
Messenger RNA from Dendrobium catenatum, 6094 nucleotides. Its product is annotated as proteinaceous RNase P 2. Gene Ontology annotation, biological process: tRNA 5'-leader removal. The record is from RefSeq and is a predicted model, not a curated record. The transcript has 6 exons. Lineage: Eukaryota; Viridiplantae; Streptophyta; Magnoliopsida; Asparagales; Orchidaceae. Gene Ontology annotation, molecular function: ribonuclease P activity; protein binding. The coding region runs from base 49 to 1728 and encodes 559 amino acids.